Messenger RNA from Argiope bruennichi, 2649 nucleotides. RefSeq lists its product as uncharacterized. The record is from RefSeq and is a predicted model, not a curated record. Lineage: Eukaryota; Metazoa; Arthropoda; Arachnida; Araneae; Araneidae. The transcript is spliced from 8 exons. The coding region runs from base 299 to 2164 and encodes 621 amino acids.
CGCGCUAAAUACGAAGUAUUAAAGCUUCAAUUUAUUAAUUAAAAUCUUGCUGACUGUGGAUUUAACCAAUCAAUCGGUUUUUAAUUACAGAACGUGUAUUUGCCGCACGCGUCUCUAAGCUUUGAAAUUCUUUGAAAUUGCAUUAUCAGACAUGUAUGAAAAAUCUUAUGGCAGUCUUCUCGUUUCGAAUUCUAAAGUUUCUUUUAUGAAGAAUUUUUAUGAGACAUAAGCUCUGUGUCCUUAUAUAACAGCUUUUAAAAUUUAAAAAGAAAGGAAAAAGAAGGAACACUGUUUAAAAAUGUAUGACAUAUUUCUCACGGAGGAUGUGCAUAAGCUUGUGAAAAGGAAGACGAUUGUUUUCUUAGGCGAUUCAAAUGUUAGAGCUUUGUAUAAAGACUUUCUUUGCCUUCUGCAGAAUUCACAUUACAUUCCACAAUCUGUACUAAGAAAUAAAAUGGAGAAUACAGUCUAUGGAGAUAAUUUAAUUUAUCAUGGCAGAAAAACAAAUGGCCGCUGUUACAGAGAAGAGCGUGAAGCUUUAUUUGACAAUACUUGUGUGUCUUUUUUCUUCUUAACCAAAGUCUAUGAUGAUUAUGUAGAAGAUGUCUUGAAAAGAAUUACCAGAAGAUCAAAACCAGAUGUUAUAAUCAUAAAUAGUUGUGUUUGGGAUAUUACUAGAUGGGGAUGUGAUGGAGUGUAUAACUAUAAAAAAAAUCUUAAAUUCUUGAUGAAAGAAUUCAGGAGACUCAUACCCAGGAGCUUAAUCAUUUGGAUCACAACACCUCCUUUAGCUGCAGAAAUGAAAGGAGGUUUCUUAGUGAAAGAACUCCAAUUUCUAAAGUAUUCACUGAGAUUUCAUGUUGUUGAAGCAAACCAUUUUGCCAGAAAAGUUGUUGUUGAUAAUGGAUUUGAUAUCCUUGAUACUCAUUUUCACCUGCAAAUGCAGAUUCAUCGCAGAAGUCAUGAUGGCAUUCACUGGGAUCCCAAGGCUGUACGUUACAUAACAAAUUUAAUCCUCAGACAUAUUAGUCUUUCUUGGGAUGUACCUCUACCACAUAGAUACAAAUCAACUAUAGUAGAUGAAAAUUUAAUGGCUACUGAAGACGCUAAGAACCUUGGGAUCAUAAAAUUAGAAACAAAGAAAAAUGCUGUUGAUAUGAAGGAAAUUCAUUCUAAGAAAUCAGCUGAUCCAAAAUCUAGUGAGAAAAUUCAAAAUGCAGUGGCUGUGGUGAUUAAGCAAGAAGAUUCCAAAAAGAAAAGAAGAGCUUCGAUUCAAUUAUAUAGAGUGCCCAAAAGAGAAGAGAGCAUUCAUAAUCAUAUGGCUAGAGCAGAUAAAAAGGCUAGAUGCAAGCGGAUUCAUAAAUGGAAGCAGUCUGUUUUAGGUGAUUCUUCACAAUCUUCUCUUAGCUUGGAUCGUAAUUCAUGUGUAAGGAAUAGUAAACAAGAUCAAAGAUCUGCUUAUGAGGCAAAUCUUUCUAACUCGUUUCAGUCCAAUCAGCAAAACUUCAAUCUUGUUACUCCCUCGACUCCAAUGCAUAAUUCUUUAAAAAAGCCAUUUAGAAAAUCUCUUCAUCAUAAUAUUUCACUGAUAACUAGUCCCAGUCAAAUACCUCUCCCACCAUACAGCCCUGGUUAUCAGCAAGAUAGUAAUAAUUAUAUGCAAAGUGAUGAAUCUGAACCAUUAUUAUUCAAUAGAUCAAAUGAUUUUGAUUUCACUCUGAUUACUAGUCCCAGCCAAAUACCUCUUCCACCAUAUAGUCCUGGUAAUCAUCAUCAUCAUCAUGGUGACUAUAUGCAAAGAGAUGAAUCUCAACCUUUACUAUAUAGUAAUAGAUCGGUUCAUUUUGAUUUUCCAGUGAUUACUUGCCCAAGUCAGAUACCUCUACCUUUCUUUCAGCUUGAAAAUGUUCCUUCACAAAGGCAUGUUUUUGGUUAUGAAGCAUCUAGUAGGUCUAUGCCCGAUUUUGUAAACGAUGGAAAUGGAGAAUCUUCAUGUUCUCAGCAUGCUUUUUUAAAUCGGCAAUCUGUGCAACAUAACAGAAUAUAUGAAACAGCUAAUAAUUCUGUUGUGCCUCACAAAUUUCCACAUGCUACUCCUGAACAGAUUCUUCAACCCAAAUUUGAUUUUGUUAAUGAUGAAAUACCAGAAGUUUACUAUUUCUAGAAUGUUAAAUUCAAGAAAACUUUAUAAAAUUAUAGAAACUUGAACCUUGUAACACUUAUGUACAAGGGAGUUUAAGAAAUUUUGUUUGUAAACUUUAUAUAUAAUCUAGAUUAGCAAAUGAAUCAUUACAGCAAUCAUUUCCAAGGGCUGAAAAAGCUUUAUAUUUUACCUUUUCAAAAUUAGAUUUAUAUAUUCUUGCAUUAAAUAUGUAUAGCUGAAGAUAAUAAUGUAAUGACUUUCCUUUUCUUUUUAUGAGAUAAACUAUAAUAAUAUUUUAGAAAGAUUAAAUGUCAGUUUUUAAGAAAAAACAAUUUUUUUGAAAGACAUUUGGAAUAAAGAGAAAUAGAGAAAAUAAAAACUCAUUCUCAUUCUAGAUACCUUGAUCCAAGUUUGAAUUAAUGCAGUUCAAAAUAUUUGGUUCAUAACUAAAUUAACGUUGAAUGUUAAAUAUUAUAUUGUAAUAUUAAAUAGAUAUCUAAAUUAAA